AGAGGCGGACGGUAGCAGUUGGCCGAUGUCUUGUCCUUGUCCCGGCGCCAUGGCUGAACACUUCUCGCUGUCUGACUGUGAUGUUAUCGGUUUCGACCUGGAUCAUACCCUGUGCCGGUACAACGUGAGCGACACCUUCGCGCUGAUAUAUGAUAGCUUCGCUCAAUUCUUAGUUGAACAGAGAGGCUAUGAUCGAGAACUUAUGACUUUGACUCCUGACUGUUGGGAUUUUUGUUUCAAAGGCUUGCUUUUGGACUUGGAAGAUGGAAACUUACUGAAACUGGGAGAAGAUGGGACAGUUCUGAGGGCUAGUCAUGGCACUAGACUUUUGACAGGAGAAGAAAUAUUGGAAACCUAUGGAAAGAAGAGAAAGUGGAAACACUUCAAAACUAUCAACGGGACAUUUGCACGUUCAGGCAAAUAUCAUUUCUAUGAUAAUUAUUUUGACCUGCCAGGAGCUUUGCUGUGUGCCCGGGUGGUGGAUAUUUUAGAUCAGAAUAGAACUGUGAAGAAAUAUGAAUUCUGGAAGGAUGUGAUUGCUUCUAUAGAAUACAAUUACAAAGCAUCUGCCUUCAAAGAAGACUCUGGAAUAUAUUUUCCAUCAGUGAAAAAAGAUCCAGGGAAAUACCUACUGCGUUGUUCUGAAUCAGUGAAAGAUUGGCUGAGGAAACUGAAGAAUGCUGGGAAAGUGCUGCUGUUAAUUACCAGCUCCCAUAGUGACUACUGCCGACUGCUCUGUGAACACAUUCUCGGAGAAGACUUUGAGGAAAUAUUUGAUAUCAUAAUCACAAACGCUUUGAAGCCAGGUUUCUUUACUCAAAUGCCACAACAAAGACCCUUUCGAACUCUUGUUAACGAUGAGGAAAGGGAGCCACUUCCCUCAUUAGAACAACCUGGCUGGUACUCACAAGGUAACUGGAGCCAUCUUAAUGACCUACUGAAAAAGAUAACUGGAAAAUCAGACCCAAAGGUUGUUUACUUUGGUGACAGUAUGCGCUCGGAUAUAUUCCCUGCUCACAGCUACAAUAAUUGUGAAACAGUCCUCGUGCUGGAAGAACUAGAAGUUGAAGCCAGCCAACAAGUCACAACAGACAGAAAGGACUCAGAGCCAUUAGAGAAGAAAGGAAAAUAUGAAAGCAAGAGGCAGAAGAUGUGGCCAGUCGUGUCGGAACAAUGGGGCUCCUAUUUUGUGGAUGGUGUCACGGAACUGGAGGGUGAAGAUGAAACUCAGGUGCACACAUGGUGCACCAGCAAUAUUAACACAUACAGUACCAUUGCCAUUCCCAGCCUGCAGGCUAUAGCAGACUUGUCACUUGACCACAAGUUCCCCAGGUUUUGUCCAGAUAAACCGAGUUUCAUAGGUUAUUAUCCGAGGCCUCCUGCAGCCCUUGUUCCAAGACCCAGUGAACCAAUAACACAAGAAUAAGCAUGCAAAAGCUGUUACCUCAGCCUGUGAAGAAAAGCAAGAUCCUCUGCAAAGCAACACAUGUUUUGUCUCUAGUGUGGCUACUGUGCGUUACCUCCGUAAGAGAAGUUUCUGUACUGUUUAAGUGCAUUUAGAAUCAGCUAUGCUGAUGGUUUUAUUUUUGAAAAAGCUGUUAUAACUUCAUUUUUAAGAAAAAUCCUCUUUCAGUGUUAUUGGUUGUAAGGGUAGCAUUAAUCGGUCUAAAUAUAGUCCAGGCCCGUUGAUUGUGAAAAUGGUGUAAGUAAAGUCAUUCCAUUUAAUACAGGAGCUACUGUAUUAAUGAAGACUGUUUGAUGAUCCAUUAUUUUUUGUUUUAAAGGGGAAAAACGUCAGAAGAACUGUGCAUCAUUUUGAUCACAAUAAAGUCACACCCAAAUAGUGCAAUGAUGUGUUUUAUUUGAUCAUGUAUGUUUAUCAAGAUUUUUUAAAAUGUUUACCAUGUGCUUUUUCAUGAAGUGAACAAGCAAAGUUCUACAGACUACUUGUAUUUAUAUACAUUGCAACCAAACUGAUGUCUUAGAAAUGAUGACCAAUGGUUCAACUAAGCUGUAUCAACUGUAUUGCUAUGUGGUUGGUGACUGGGUUGUCUACUUAGAAACCUGCUACACUGUUGUAAUAUCAGUACAAAAUAAGCAUUUCACUUUAAAUACUGUUAUAAUGCUGAGGAUGAGAAAAUUAUUUUGCUGAGUGCUAAUUGUGGAAUUUUCCAACAUGAUUGCUGGGAAAGGUUUGUAACCUGUAAUGUCAUGGCAUCUUCAAGCUUCCAGGCAUGGGAGGGGGGAACAGUAGUGUGAAAAGGGAACAAAGUCAACACAAAACAAUUGUCUUGUGCAAAGUAAAAAAAAAGUUUGCAAAUGUUAAUUUUAGACAUUAAUAAAAGUAUUUUUCAAUAUUUAGUGAA
This is a messenger RNA of Hemiscyllium ocellatum (epaulette shark), 2366 nucleotides long. It is a transcript of the gene nt5dc1, whose product is annotated as 5'-nucleotidase domain containing 1. Gene Ontology annotation, molecular function: 5'-nucleotidase activity. The transcript is spliced from 12 exons. The record is from RefSeq and is a predicted model, not a curated record. Lineage: Eukaryota; Metazoa; Chordata; Chondrichthyes; Orectolobiformes; Hemiscylliidae. The coding region runs from base 26 to 1426 and encodes 466 amino acids.